Messenger RNA from Clarias gariepinus (North African catfish), 7688 nucleotides. It is a transcript of the gene sbf1, whose product is annotated as SET binding factor 1. The record is from RefSeq and is a predicted model, not a curated record. The transcript is spliced from 43 exons. NCBI's taxonomy places the organism in Eukaryota, Metazoa, Chordata, Actinopteri, Siluriformes, Clariidae. Bases 166 to 5961 code for a protein of 1931 amino acids.
GCCGCUGUCAGGGCACGGCUCAGCGACAGUAUGGCGGCUAGCUGCUGCUGGAAGGAUGCUGCUGUCGGCCAGCCUGCUGUCUGCGCUGCCUUCAGAAUGUGAACGGAAUAUCCACCGCGCACGGAGAGUGGACAACAAUAACGGCCUGUAGCCUCGGAGUCCAGGAUGGCCAGGCUUGCGGAUUAUUUCGUCGUGAUCGGCUAUGAUCUCGAUAAGAGGGGGGGAAGUGAAGGUCAAGGCCGGAUCCUCCAGCGAUUCCCAGAAAAGGACUGGGAGGAUAAUCCCUUCCCUCAGGGCAUCGAACUAUUCUGUCAGCCCAGUGGGUGGCAGCUGGUCCCCGAGAGACAGUCUCCGUCUUUCUUCGUGGCCGUCCUCACAGACAUCAACUCGGAACGCCAUUACUGUGCCUGCUUCACCUUCUGGGAGACCGUAGAUAACCCUCAGCUGCAGAAUGAAGAGCCCAGCGAGGCAGAUGAAGAUGAAAGUCCUGAUCUGCUCCAGCCUGCACAGCUCUACGCCCCCAAGAGUCUGGUGCUGGUGUCUCGCCUGGACCACACCGAGGUGUUCAGGAACUGUCUGGGGCUGGUCUACACGGUGCACGUGGAGCACGUGAACGUCCCGCUGGAGACCGUGAUCGGGAAUCUCCUGACCUGUCUCAUUCCCAUUGCUGGAGGAUCUCAGAUAAACGAACCCCCAGUCUGUAGUUUAUCUGACUGGCUGCUGGGUUGUUUUCAGCCAGGCGAGGAGGAUCGAGAGGACGGCUUGAGGACCAUCACCUUGGGGGCGGGAGACAGGCAGGUGAUCCAGACGCCCAUCAACGACGCACUUCCUGUGAGCGGCUGCAGCGUGUCCCAUCUCUUCAGGCAGCUCGGUAUUGUAAAUGUUCUCUAUCUGUUCUGCGCCGCUCUAACGGAACACAAGAUCCUCUUCCUGUCCAAGAGCUACCAGCGACUUACAGACGCCUGCCGAGCUCUCUUGGCCAUCAUGUUCCCGCUCAAAUACAGCUUCACCUACGUUCCCAUCCUGCCUGGAAAGCUCCUGGAAGUCCUCAGCACACCGACACCCUUCAUUAUCGGAGUCAACUCCUUCUUUCGCUCCGAGACUCAGGAGCUGUUGGACGUGAUCAUCGCAGAUCUGGACGGAGGCACGGUGACGAUCCCGGAGUGUGUGCACAUAUCCCUGCUGCCCGAGCCUCUUCUGCAGCACACACAGACGGUCCUCUCUAUGGUGUUGGAUCCAGAGCUGGAUGUGGCAGAUCACGCCUUCCCUCCCUCCUCCACACAGCCUUCCCCAGCAAAGAUCCAGGACAAAGAGAUCCGUGCCGUCUUCCUGUGGCUCUUUGCGCAGCUCUUCCACGGAUAUCGCUGGUGUCUGCACAUCAUCCGUAUACACCCAGAGCCUGUGAUCCGCUUCUAUAAGGCCGCCUUUUUGGGCCAGCGAGCGCUCUCCGAGGACGACUUCCUGAUGAAGGUGCUGGACGGCAUGGCGUUCGCAGGCUUCGUGUCGGAGAGGGGCCCGCCGUACAGGCCCACGGAUCUGUUCGAUGAUCUCAUUGCCAACCAGGUGGAGCGGAUCCGACAGGAACAAAACGACCUGCACAAAGUGUUGAAACACGUCAAGGAACUGGCCGAGCAGCUGUUCAAAAAUGAGAACCCGUACCCUGCAGUAGCCAUGCACAAAACACAGCGAUCAGCGGACAGCAUUCAGUCUCCGCCCCCUGUCUCCCGGACCCCCUUCCCGCUCCUGGACGAGGUCGCUGUCCAGCUGUUCAUCGAUCACGCAGCUGCUAAGCUUAAAACAGCGCCCCCUGUGGUCAAAUCCGAGAUGAAGGAAAUGGUGUCCUCGGGACCUCCACUGGGUGACAUUGUGGACAGAAACGGCAGUGUCCUGGCGAACAGCGCGCGGAGGCUGGAGGUGGUCAGGAACUGCAUAAUGUACAUUUUCGACAACAAUAUGCUGGAGGCCAAGAAGUUGUUGCCGGCGGUGUUGAGGGCGCUGAAAGGCCGCGCAGCUCGUGUGUGUUUGACUCAGGAGCUGAAUCAGCAUGUGCUGCAGAACAGAGCCGUACUGGACGACCAGCAGUUCGACUACAUCGUGCGCAUGAUGAACUGCACGCUGCAGGACUGCUCUCACAUCGAUGAACAUGGCAUUGCAGCAGCUCUCCUGCCCCUGGUCACUGCUUUCUGUCGGAAACUCGGAGGAGGCAUCACUCAGUUUGCCUACAGUUGUGUGCAGGAGCACAUGGUGUGGACCAACAUGCAGUUCUGGGAGGCCAUGUUUUACAGCGACGUGCAGAACCAUAUCAGAGCUCUGUACCUGGAGACAGACGGCCGAGCCCCGCCCAGUCCUGAGGAUGAAGACGACGCAGAAAGGCCCGAGCUGAUCAGCGCUCUGGAGUUGGCGUCGGAGCAGACGCGUCUGUGGCCCACCCUGAGUAAAGAGAAUCAGCAGGAGCGUGUGCAGAAGGAGGAGAGCACCGUGUUCAGCCAGGCCAUCCACUACGCCAACCGCAUGAGCUACCUGCUGCUGCCCCUCGACACCAGCAAGAACCGGCUGCUGCGCACCACCGGCCUGGCCGAAGUGGAGAGCGUCAGCAACAGCUUCGUUACCAACAGCAUCGCUGGCAGUAUGGCCGAGAGCUAUGAUACAGAGAGCGGCUUCGAGGACGCCGAGAGCUCGGACGUGGCCAAUUCAGUGGUGCGCUUCAUCAACCGCUUUGUGGAUAAAGUGUGCAACGAAAGCGGUGUGACCAACGAACACCUGAAGGCCCUGCACAUCAUGAUCCCAGAUAUCGUUCAGAUGCACAUUGAGACGUUGGAAGCGGUCCACAGAGAGAGCAAGAGGCUACCUCCUAUCCAAAAGCCCAAGCUCCUGAGGCCGUCCCUGUUAGCGGGUGAGGAGUUGGUGAUGGACGGCAUGCGCGUGCACCUCCUGUCGGACGGCCGAGACGAGGCCACGGGUGUGAUGGGCGGGCCACCGCUCCUGCCCGCCGAGGGUGCCAUCUUCCUUACCACGUACAGGAUCAUCUUCAAGGGCACGCCCAACGACCCUCUGGUCGCAGAGCAGGUCGUGACACGCUCCUUCCCCAUCGCCUCCCUCACCAAGGAGAAGAAACUAAACUCCGAGAGUUUACCCAAGGACCAUUUCAUUCAGGAAGGCCUGCAGCUCCGCUCCUGUACCUUCCAGCUGAUGAAGGUAGCGUUCGAUGAGGAGGUAGCGUCAGACCUGGCAGAGGUUUUCCGGAAACACAUGCACAAACUGCGCUACCCCCAGCACGUGCACGGCACGUUCGCCUUCACCGUGGGUCAGUCGGCCAAGAUGGUGGUGGAGCACAAGACCAAGGACAAGAACCAGUCGCUAAAAACCCUCUCUAAGAACCUGGUGAAAAGCGCUAAAAAGACCAUCGGACGACAAUACGUGACCCGGAAGAAGUACACCCCUCCGACCUGGGAGCACCGUAGCAGUAUGCAGUCUGAAAUGGACGAGGACGAGAUCUCGGUGUCUGAGGAGAUGGAGCAGAGCGCACUCACGCUUUCCUCCACCAUCCGCUCGUCCGACCGCCAGACCAUGAGCAACGUCGUGGAGCGCGCUUGUUGCCGUGACUACCAGCGGCUGGGACUGGGCACGCUCAGUAACAGCCUUACGCGCUCGAAGAACGAGCCUUUCCGCAUCUCCACCGUCAACCGCAUGUACACCAUCUGCAGGAGUUAUCCAGGCUUGCUCAUCGUACCUCAGAGUAUCCCUGACUCGACACUCCACCGCAUCUCACGGUGCUACAGACAGAACCGCUUCCCCGUGGUGUGCUGGAGGAACUCACGCACUAAAGCCGUGCUCCUGCGCUCGGCCGGUCUGCACGCCAAGGGAGUCGUGGGAUUCUUCAAAUCUCCCAAUGCCCCCAGUGCAGGUCCCUCUCAGGCUGACUCGGUCAGUCUGGAGCAGGAGAAGUACCUACAGGCCAUCAUCAACUCCAUGCCCUCCUACAGCGAGGCCAGCGGAAGAAACACCCUGAGCAGCUUCACAUCCAUGCACAUGAGCACCUCAGACUCGUCCGACAAACUGAGACAACCAAAAAUCGGAGCUCUUAUGAAGCAAGUAAUGGGCUCUAAAGAGGAUGUGCCUGGAACCUUCAGCCGAGGAGCACUGGGUCAGAGGGCAAAGGUCAUCUCCCUCUCUCAGCCUAAGGUUUCACUCAAGGCCCGCUGCUCACCCCGAGGGAAGUGGGGCAGUAUCCGGGGCAGCGGGCGUCUCUCUACAUAUAAUCCUGAAGUGGGGAACCGGCUGGCAGGGAAGGACUCCCCGCAGGCAAACGGCGGGCCAACCGAGCCAUACUUCCUCCGCCAGCAAAGAGCGUAUCUCUACAUCAUCGGCGACAAGAACCAGCUCAAGGGAGGAAAGCAGGAUUCCUUCCAGCAGUGGGAGGUGGUCCCCAUCGAGGUGUUUGAUGUCCGGCAGGUCAAGAACAGUUUUAAGAAGCUGAUGAAGGCCUGCGUUCCUUCUUGUCUUUCCACCGAGCCCAGCUUGUCGUUCCACCGCUCCUUAGAGGAGUCUGAAUGGAUGAAUCUGCUUCACAGACUCCUCCAGGUGUCUGUUCUGGUAGUGGAGUUACUGGACACUGGCUCUUCGGUCAUGGUCAGCCUGGAGGACGGCUGGGACGUCACCACUCAGGUGGUGUCUCUGGUGCAGCUCCUGUCAGAUCCGUACUACCGCACGUUCGAUGGUUUCCGGCUGCUGGUGGAGAAGGAGUGGCUGUCGUUCGGCCACCGCUUCAGCAACCGUGGAGCUCAGACGCUGGCCAGCCAGAGCAGCGGCUUCACGCCCGUCUUUCUGCAGUUCCUCGACUGCGUGCACCAGAUCCAUCAUCAGUUCCCUAUGGAGUUUGAGUUCAGUCAGUACUAUUUAAAGUUCCUGGCUUAUCACUAUGUGUCUAAUCGCUUCCGGACCUUUCUGCUGGACUCGGAUUACGAGAGAAUAGAGCUGGGUGUUUUGUACGAGGAAAAAGGAGAGAGGAAGAACCCUCAGGUGUGCAAGUCCGUUUGGGAUUAUAUCGACCGUCUGCACAAGAAGACGCCCAUCUUCUACAAUUACAUGUUCUCUCCAGAAGAAGAUGAGGUCUUAAAGCCCUACAGUUUCAUCUCCAACCUGAAGGUGUGGGACUACUACACGGAGGAGACGCUCUCAGAGGGGCCGUCCUACGACUGGGAGCUGGUGCGGGGGAAAACCGAGGGGCCCGAAGAGGAGAAAGCCGAGACAGCAGGUCCCAAAUCAAAGAGGCAGGUGGUGUGGCCCUGUUACGACAGCCUGAGCAAAGUAGUGCCAGACGCCAUCACUAAACUGCUGCAGGAUGUGCAGAACCUUGAGGCUGAGCUUGGUCACACGUCUGAGAGAUGGAAGGAGACAUGGGAUAAGAUUAAGACCACGCAACGCACCGAGACCAAACUGGAGAGUCGGCCCUCGUUCUCCAGCUCGCUCCUCAUGUCGUCCAACCUUACCCACCAGAGGCGCACUCAGGGCGUGUACCUGCAGGAGAGCGGUGUCAGCUUGGCGCUGGAUCGUGAGGCCAGUGCCACCCCCACACCCGCCACCAGCCGCACCAGCACCAGCACGCUCUAUUCCCAGUUCAGAAGCACAGAGAGUGAAAACCGGAGCUUUGAAGGAAUAUUAUAUAAGAAAGGCGCUUUGCUGAAACCCUGGAAGCCUCGCUGGUUUGUGCUGGACAAGACCAAACACCAGUUGAGAUACUACGAAUCCAGGCAGGAUAAAGAGUGUAAGGGGGUCAUCGAACUGGCCGAGGUGGAGUUUGUCAUUCCUGGUGCUUCUACCUUGGGAGCCCCAAAAAACGUAGAAGAGAAAGCCUUUUUCGACCUUAAAACGACCAAACGAGUGUACAACUUCUGUGCGCAGGACAGCCAAAACGCACAGCUGUGGAUGGACAGUAUUCAGAGUUGCCUAUCUGAUGCAUAAAUGAGGAUCAGACCUGUGUGUGUGUGUGUGUGUGUGUGUGUGUGUGUGUGUGUGUGUGAGAGAGAAAAAGAGACUGUACUGUGAUUGGACAUAUAUGUGAUGGCCAUGGCUCCCAGCGGACGACGGUGUAGAGAGAGAGAGAAAGCAGCGUUGAUCUCGUUAUAUAUAUAUAAAAAAAAGUUGCACCUCACCACAUUUCAGUGUUUUUAUACAAAACAAAUUACAAAAAAAUGUCCAAAUAAAAAAAGAAAAAUCCCUGAAAGACUGACAUGGACAUGAAUAGUCUAACCACUAUACACACCUCCUGGAUGUUCUCUUGCGCUCUGUGGAUAUGAGGCAUGGCGUCACUAAUAAAAAAAAUCUCUCGCUCCCUUUCUUCUUUGCAAACUACUGCCAGAUAAACGAAUGCUAUGCACAGGGUUCUGAGCAUGCCCAGUACAGCACCUCAUCUCAUCCAACCAAUGACUUUUAUCACACCGUUAGCAUCUCUUCAGCUCAACACUGUCAUAUUCCACUCCACGCCCAUAAUCGCGGCGCUUGGAUUCCCCUCCAGUCACCGUAUCAUGGCGACGACGCCGAGGCAUACAGAAGCACGACAUCCUUUUAACGGUUCAUGAAGGAUCUUUACAGUUACUUGGUUUCGUGUACAGAGAUUGAAAUAUCAGUACCAAUCCACUGUCGCCAUUUUUAGUCCUUAAUCUUUCCACUUGCAAGUUCUCACAUUAGCGUGUUUACAGAAGGUAUUCGAUUCCAAUAGGAACCACUAUUAACUUUAAAAAAAAUGCAAGGUUGUUUCAUGGUGAUUAAUUUGUGCUUAAAAUAUAUUUUUUAAUUAUGUCAUGCACACGAGCAGGUAAAAGUGGUGUCUUAAUGGAUCAACAAGUUUACAUCGAUCGCGGGAUUCAGAACCAUCAGUUGAUAUUUGACCCAAAUUUUUUUAAAUAUUUGUUCAAAUUAGUCAGAUUUUUUUUCAAAAAUUCCUUUUUUGAAAUGGCCCAUACAUAUUUAAAUAUAAUUUUUAUCCCACUUUAGUCAUCGUUUACAGUUCAGUUUAGUAUUUAGAAAUCUGGCAACCUUUUCAUAUCUACAGACCCUACAAUAAUAAUAAUUAUAAUUAUUUUUUAUAUAAUUUCUUUUGAUUUUGUUUUUUAAAUGAGAAUUGUUCAUUAGAAGCUCGGGGUCACCUGAACUCCGUUCACACAACCUGUCAUUAUCAAAAGCAGUGUUUUAGUUACAGUCUGUUACUUUCUAUGAAAUCCUGUACAUAGAGGAGUUUCUGUCUGUAUUAUUUGGAUAGAGUUUAUUUAGCUGGUCUCGGUGAGGAUGCGAGGAUGCAAACAAGUGUCACUUUCCCCCCCGUUUUUUUUUUUAAUAAAAUUCAAAAUACAAAAACUAACACACCCACAUAUAUAUGUAUGUAUGUAUGUAUGUAUGUACACACACAUACAGUGUAAAAUAUGGUAAUACCUUAGUCAUGUUGAACAUAAAAUUUGAAUUGUAGAUUUCUUUUUUGUUCUGAUAACUCCCUUUGUACAUAAUAUCCAGAUUUCUAUGUUUGUUAGUAAUUUAUUUAACUUCGUCUCCUCAAAACACCACUUAACGUUUUGAAUUAGAAAAUCCAAUAUGUGCCAUUGUUUAUUUCUGUAUUAACUAUUUGACUAAUGCUUUUUUUUUUUGAAAACCUUCAGAUAUGACUCAAAUAAAUCCUCAGUGUCUUUUUUUUCUAA